This is a messenger RNA of Strongyloides ratti, 2304 nucleotides long. RefSeq names its product WD40 repeat and WD40/YVTN repeat-like-containing domain and WD40-repeat-containing domain-containing protein. Gene Ontology annotation, biological process: intraciliary transport. Gene Ontology annotation, cellular component: cytoplasmic dynein complex. The transcript is spliced from 2 exons. The record is from RefSeq and is a predicted model, not a curated record. Bases 1 to 2304 code for a protein of 767 amino acids. NCBI's taxonomy places the organism in Eukaryota, Metazoa, Nematoda, Chromadorea, Rhabditida, Strongyloididae. Gene Ontology annotation, molecular function: dynein light chain binding; dynein heavy chain binding.
AUGGAGAAAGAAAAAAAAAUUGAAGAAAAAAGAAAAAGUGGUCAUACAAAAAAAGAUAGACAAAAAAAGGUAGAAAAAAAAGGUGAGAAAAAAAAAAAAUCUAAGUUAAGACAAGUAAUUGAGUAUGAGGAUGACUUUGAAGAAGAUGAUGAUGAUACUAGUAGAAAUACAAAAAAUAUUUCUAAUUUAGAAUCUUUACAAAAUAAAUAUGAAAAUGAUUUUGAAGAGUAUUCUGAAGAUGAUGAAAUAAAAUUAGAAGAACAAAAAAACUCAUCGAAAAUAUUUCAACGUCUCAAUAAUCAAAAAGUAUAUAAUUCAAUGGGUAAAAAAGAAGUAGUAGUAGAAAGACCUAUUACAAGGGAUAUUCGAAGAGUUACAAAAAAUUUUAAUAAUACUAAUCAAUAUAAUACUUCAUCCUCAUCAGUUUCAAGAAUAAUAAAUUUUGACAAUGCACGAACUAUUAAUUUAGAAUCUAUCUCUUCUUCUCUUUCAAGAUAUAAUAAAUUUAAAAAUUUAAUUGAUAUAGAAGCAGUAACAAUUUUUUUUGAUCAUAUACCACCAAUAAAAGAUUAUGACUUUUAUAUGUCAAUGUUUGGUUCAAAAACAAAAUCACAGGUAGGAUGUCAGACUGGUGAUGAUAAUAAGAAUAUUGGUAUUAUGACAGAUGGUUUAUUUGAAAAGGUAAAUUUUUGGUGUCAAUUUCCAGAAUUAGACCAAACAAUUAAUUGGGGUACAGAGGGUGACAAAAUAAUCGAUAAUGAAAUUAAAAAAAAAGAACAAUUAGAUGAAGAGUUAUUUGAAACUUUUAAUAAAAAUAAAUUAAGAGAUGAAAAAUUAAUUAAAUUGGUAGAUGCUAUGGAGAAAAUUGUUAAUAAAAUAACUGAAGUUAAUGAGGUUAAUAUGAAACAAAAAGAAGGAUCAAUUUUAGACCAUAAAUCUGAUUUUAAUUUUACAUAUGGAUAUAAUGAAUUAAACAAUCAAUUUUAUUCUGAAAAUGCUUCUGUAACAGCCUUACAUUACUCAACUUCUUCAUUAUCAAAUACAAAAAGUAAAUUUUUAUUUGUUGCUGUUAAAAUGGGAGUAUGUAAAAUUGAUUCAAAAUUUAAUAAUAAAAGUUUUAUUAUUCAAUAUUCAACAUCUAAUUAUAAAAAUAUUAUAAAUAUUUUUUGUACAACAGGUGAAGUGACAACUUUAUGUACAUCACCUAAUAAUAAUACAACAUUAGUAGCAGGAACAAUAUCAGGAACAAUAUUAUUAUUUGACUUUUAUGAAAGUGAAAAAUUUUUUAAAAAAUAUAAAUUUAAUUUUGAUAAUAAUAUACAAAUAUAUCCUGUAAGAAUGGCAUCUUUUGAUACCUCAUAUGAAAGUUUAAAUAAUGAAUUUAUUGAAAUAAAUUCACCAAUAGUUUCUGUAUAUGGAUUUACAUCUAAAUUUGAUACUAUUUCAUUUUCAUUAAUUUCAUUAAAUGAAAAUGGAAUAUUAACUUUAUGGAAUGUUUAUAAAAUUGAAACACCAUCUAUUGAAAUUGAAACAAAUCUUGGUCUUCAUCGUCCAUCCUCAAAAUUACAAAUGAAAAAAUGUGAAGUAUUAUAUCCACUAAAAACAAUUCCAUCAAUAAUUUAUUCACCAACUCAUGUUAUAGCUAAUUUUAUGGGAAUUAUAUUACCAAAAAACAAUAAAAAUGAUAUACAAAGUAAGAAUAUAGUAACAGGAAAAGGAAUAAAUAUUCUUAUUGCAACAGGAAAUGGUUAUGUAUUAAAUACAACUGUAUCAACAUUAGGAAUUAAAAAAAAAACUAAUUUUUGUAAUGGUCCACGUUUAUUAACAUUAUUGGAUGAAAAUACUUUUGAAAUAACAUCUAUUCAAUCAUCACCAUUUAGUGAACAUAUAUUUGCUAUUGGAUUAUGUACAGGUAAUCUAAUUAUAGGUAGCAUAUAUGAUAAAGGGAUAAAAAUAAUUUUAUCACCACCUAUAUCAUCAAAAUUUAUUGUAACAUCAAUUGAAUGGUCACCACAUGAAAAUGGUGUUAUAUAUAGUAUUCAUAAUUAUAAUAAUUUAUUAAUUUGGAAUAUUAAUAUUAGUAAAUCUCCAAUAGCUGUUAUAGAUUUAACAACUUCAAUUGGUGAUGAAAAUAUUAAAAUAUCUACAACCAAAUGUUUUAUUGGUGAAGAUAAUUAUCCUUAUCUUAUUUUUGGAUUGACAAAUGGAAAAGUUCAAAUUCAUAGACUUGAAAAUGUAUUAAAAAUUGAUGAUAGGAAAAAAAAUAAAAGUUUAGAUGAAAUUUUAAAUAAUAUUUUAUCUUAA